AUGGAGCUGUUUAAGAUUGGCGGGCCGUGUCCGGAUACUAAUUACCUGUUUAUGGGAGAUUAUGUCGAUAGAGGAUACUACUCGGUGGAGUCGGUGUCGUAUUUGGUUGCUAUGAAAGUACGAUAUCCCAGCCGGUUGACUAUUUUGAGAGGUAAUCACGAGUCGCGUCAGAUCACCCAGGUGUAUGGAUUCUAUGACGAGUGUUUGAGAAAGUACGGCAAUGCUAAUGUGUGGAAAAUGUUUACUGAUUUGUUCGACUUUUUCCCCAUUACUGCUUUAGUAGAGAACAAGAUCUUCUGUCUUCAUGGCGGUCUGUCACCUAAUAUCGAGACUAUUGAUAAUAUCCGGGAUCUGAACCGGUUCCAGGAAGUUCCUCAUGACGGGCCCAUGUGUGAUUUGCUGUGGUCGGAUCCUGACGACCGAGGGUCUUGGGGAGUAUCGCCACGAGGUGCAGGAUUCACGUUUGGCCAGGACAUUUCCGAGCAGUUUAACCAUACCAACGACCUGAGUCUAAUUUCACGAGCCCAUCAACUUGUCAUGGAAGGAUACAGCUGGUCGCACGAACAACAGGUGGUGACCAUUUUCUCGGCACCCAACUACUGCUACCGAUGCGGUAACCAGGCCGCCAUCAUGGAAGUCGACGAGAAACUCAACAACACUUUCCUCCAGUACGACCCCUGUCCUCGGCCCGGCGAGCCCUCUGUAUCUAGAAAAACCCCCGACUAUUUCUUGUAA
Molecule: messenger RNA, 735 nt
Organism: Sugiyamaella lignohabitans
Lineage: Eukaryota; Fungi; Ascomycota; Dipodascomycetes; Dipodascales; Trichomonascaceae
Gene: PPH21
Product: phosphoprotein phosphatase 2A catalytic subunit PPH21
Exons: 1
Coding region: 1-735 (244 amino acids)
Biological process (GO): peptidyl-serine dephosphorylation; mitotic cell cycle
Cellular component (GO): cytosol
Molecular function (GO): protein serine/threonine phosphatase activity
Source: RefSeq, a predicted model, not a curated record